Molecule: messenger RNA, 1229 nt
Organism: Paramecium sonneborni
Lineage: Eukaryota; Ciliophora; Oligohymenophorea; Peniculida; Parameciidae
Source: the annotation of a GenBank genome assembly
AAUUAAUAUAUAAAUAUCAAUGGAUUAAAAUUAUGUAGCUCCAGAUGCAUGUGUAAUAGAAAUGGACCCUGAGGUUUAUAUUCACAACAUUAAAGAAUUGAGAGUUUCAACAGGUGAUAAAGUGAAGAUCUGUGCUGUAAUGAAAGCUGAUGCAUAUGGACAUGGAAUUGAAGUAAUGAUGGAUCCAGUUGUAAGAUCAGGAGUUGAAUAUAUCAGUGCUAUAGAUAAUUGUGAAUUUAGAAUCAUGAAUAAAUGGUUUAAAGAACAUAAUAUUAAUCAUGUUAGAUUGCUCAGAAUUGCACCAGCUACAAAAGAAGAAUUAACUGAAUCUAUAAUAAAUUAAUGGGAUGUAGAAGAAGUUGUUGGAUCAUUAGAAUAAGCUCAAUAUUAUUCUAAAAUUAUAAAUGAAUUAUCCUAAAAACUUGGAAGAGAAAUAAUUGUUAAAAUACAUCUAAAUAUUGAGACUGCUAUGGGAAGAAUGGGUUUCAGAAAGGUUUCUGAUGUUAAACUUACUUAAGAAGUCACUAAUCUAAAAGUAGUAGGAAUUAUGACACAUCUUGCUAGAGAAUAUGAAGCUCCUCCUAAUGAUGAAAUUGCUACUAGAGCUUAAGUAGAUUUAUUUAUUGAUUUUAUAUCAUAACUAACUCUAGAGUCUAAUGUAAUUAAACAUGUAGCUAAUUCAGCAGCUUUGGUUAAAAAGAAAUAUACUUAAUUUGAUAUGGUUAGAGCUGGAUCUAUUGCUUAUGGAGAAGAUAAAGAUUAAUUCUAAGAUCCUAGAGGUGUAAUUAAACCUAUUUUCCAUAAAUGGAGAACUAGUGUUGUUAUCAUUCUAAGAGAUGUCCCUCCUAAUAGUCCAAUUGGAUAUAAUGGUAUCUAAAGGACUAGAUCAGAUAAAGAUUCAACUACAGCUACUAUUAGAGUUGGUUAUGAUUAUGGAUUCCCAUAAUAUGGUUGUCUAAAUAAACACUUUGUCUUAAUUAGAGGAAAAAGAUUCCCUAUUAUUGGAAAAACUUCUAUGAAUAUGCUUGUUAUUGAUAUCACUGAUUAAGAUUUAGAUAAUUAAAUCUAAUUAGGAGAUGAAGUUGUCAUUGUUGGAAAAUAGGGUAAAGAAUACAUCAGUUGGGAUGAAUUUUCAGAUAAAUAAAAAAAAGGAAUUACAGAGCAAUAUUUAGAAAUUGCAAAUCAAUGUCCCAAAAUUAUUGUUCAAUCUGAAUGAAUUAUAUCAUAAU